Messenger RNA from Eruca vesicaria subsp. sativa (arugula), 237 nucleotides. The record is from the annotation of a GenBank genome assembly. Lineage: Eukaryota; Viridiplantae; Streptophyta; Magnoliopsida; Brassicales; Brassicaceae.
AUGAAAAACAAGAGAACAACACAAUCGUUUCUUCUUCUUCUACUUCUAAGCUUGCUUCAUAUACUUCUAUGUGUAUCUUUACAGGUUGGUGUGACAGCAGAGGCUAGAUUCCGUCACCCAGGUGUUGCGACACUUAAACGUGGACCUGUGGGACCUUCCCAGUCGUGUGGAGCUUCUUCUGGGAGAUCAGGAAAGCCUUGUAGACAGGUUCGUCCAAGACCUCCUCGUCUACCUUAA